Spodoptera frugiperda (fall armyworm) is the source of this 4458-nucleotide messenger RNA. RefSeq names its product lysophosphatidylcholine acyltransferase (gene LPCAT). Bases 287 to 1798 code for a protein of 503 amino acids. The transcript has 11 exons. Gene Ontology annotation, molecular function: calcium ion binding. The record is from RefSeq and is a predicted model, not a curated record. Lineage: Eukaryota; Metazoa; Arthropoda; Insecta; Lepidoptera; Noctuidae.
GUUACGUUCGGUUUUACUCGGAUAGUGGUCGAUUGCACCUGUCAAAACUUGGAACCAAUAGCAAGCCUUCGUAUGUGACCUCGAAAAAUACCAGUCUUGAUUUUGAUACGAAGAGAAAUGCAUGUCUAAAUUUAUCGCGUUUUAAUAAAUGAAAACACGUCGUAAAUCUCUUAAAUUAAUAAGUGCCUACUUAAAUAUUUUUGAUGAAGUGUGAAAUAAAAUGUGUGUAAUUGAUGUGAUGUAAUUUGAGCUUAACUCAAGAUAAUUGUGUUUUGCUUUCGUGAAAAUGAAUGGCAAACUGCAUAGUGAAACCGGCGCUUUCUCAUCUGACGACAUGCGCGCCGAAAUAUUGAACCCUUUCGUCCACAAAUUGGAGCUAGAUAACACAUAUGACAAAAUAAAGACGGCAAUAUUCACCGUAAUAUUACUGCCUUUUCGUGUCAUCGUUAUAUGUUACCUAAUAGUAACAGCAUGGUUUCUCGCGUGUAUUGGCCUCUAUGGCCUCAGCGAAGAAGAUCUCAGGCGAAAGCCUAUGACGGGAUGGAGAAGCAAACUGCGCUUCUCAAUCUUGUCGCUAAUGCGGUUGGUGGUGGUGGCAGCGGGGUUCCACCGGGUUCGGGUGCUGGGGCGGCAGCACGUGCCUUCUAACUCUCGGGAAGCUCCCGUGGUGGUGAUGGCACCACAUUCCACGUUCUUCGACGCCAUCGCCAUCGUCUGCCUCGGUGCACCAAGCGUGGUGGCCAAAGCAGACACCGCGAGGUUGCCGUUCAUAGGACAACUCAUCAACUACACGCAGCCUGUGUAUGUGUGGCGGGAUGAUCCCAACUCCAGGCAGAAUACUAUCAAGGAGAUCAUCGAGAGAGCUACUUCCAAAGAAGAUUGGCCACAGGUGCUGAUCUUCCCUGAGGGUACCUGCACGAACCGCUCGUGUCUGAUCACGUUCAAGCCGGGCGGGUUCUACCCCGGAGUACCUGUACAGCCGGUCACCAUCAGGUACCCUAAUGCCAGAGACACCGUCACUUGGACCUGGGAGGGCCCUGGAGCCCUGAAGCUGUUGUGGUUGACUUUGACUCAAGUGCACAGCUCGUGUGAGAUUGAGUUCCUACCGGUGUACUAUCCAAGUGAGGAGGAAAAGAGGGACCCCAAACUUUACGCGAGGAACGUACGAGAUGUCAUGGCCAAGGCAUUAGGAGUGCCUGUUCUGGACUACACGUACGAUGACUGUCGGCUCAUAGCCCGAGCCAAGCAGCUGGGCAUACCGUGUGCAGCCUCCGCCAGGGAAGUCAGCGAGAUCCGAGCACAACUUGGUUUGGAGCGGUCAGGCCUGGAGCUGCACGUGGCGCGCGGCGGGCUGUCGGGCGGCGGCGGCGGGCCGCGCCAGUGGCUGGCGGCCGCGGAGUUCGCGCAGCGGCUCGGGGUGCCGCUCACUGCGCGCACGCAGCGACUCUUCGACAUAUUCAUGCAGCGCUCGAGUGGGUUGGUGUACUUCCCGGACUACUUGCUGUGCGCCGCCUUCCUGUCGCUGCAACACGCGCCCCUCACGCAACUCCUGGCUAUAGCCUUCAAGCUGUACGCGAAUGGUUCGGGAGGCCGGGUCAACGCGGCCGGCUUCGAGGAGCUCGCCACGCGGUGCCUGGGGCUCUGCCAGGAAGACGCCUGCAACACCUUCCGCCAGGCAGACCUGGACGAAGACGGAUACCUCACCUAUGAUGACUUCAUAGCAUACGCGCAGAAGAAAGCGGAGUUCGCGUUUGUAUUCGCCUGCGACACAUCGCAUCAUAAGCCGAAGGCUCAGUGAGGGUCACCUGUUCACAUCCCGACAGUCUGCAGUCAAGUGCCCUAGUGACGGAAACUUCACCCAGGAUAGGAACGAAGAGAACAGUAAUGUCGAGUAUGUGAAAUAAUUCAUCAAAUUAUGAAAUCGAAACUACAAACGAAGGCAUUUUAAUUCUUAACAAUGGCUGUAUCGGAAACGGUCUUAGCCGAGAAGAAAAAAAAAUGAAUUUGACAGCGGUCAACUGUUUGCCGCCAUUAGUUUGACGUUUGAAUUGUUUGUUUUUUUAUUGGAAAUGUCUUUGGAUAACAAUGUGAUGAGUAAAGUACUGAGAGAUACGUGGUGAUUAAUAUUUAUGUAUGAAAUUACUAAAUAAUGCCAUUGUGUUAAAGCUAGGUCUAUCUCAAUGAAUAAUGCUCUGUUGGUUACGUUUAUGAGCGAUUGGAUAUAGUGUGAUUAGUGGUUUGUGUAAGUGACGUGUUUAUGAAAAUGGCAAGAAAAUAUUCCUUUGCAAAUAAUUUUAAGUACCUUCCUACCCAAUUUUUUAAGACCGAUCUUAAUUGGCUAACUUGCAGAUAGAACUGGAAUGUGAAAUUAUAGAAUAGUGAACAUUUAAUUUUGUGUUGAGUGAAUAGUAACUACAUAUAUUUUUUGGCCUGUUUUUUCCUCACCUUUCAAAGAUUCAAAAAUCAUUCUAUAAUAUUGAAAACGUUGUUUUUCAUUACGCUUCAUCAUCAUCAUCAUAUCAGCUACAAGACGUCCAUUGCUGAACAUAGGCCUCCCCCAAUGACUUCCAGAUAGGCCGGUUGGAAGCAACCUGCAUCCAGCAGCUCCCUGUGACCUUAAUCAGGUCGUCUGUCCACCCUGUGGGUGUAUGUGCUAAUCUGCGCUUGCCGGUACGCGGUACUUGAGAAUCUAUCUGCCCCAGCGGACGUCGGAUCUCCGCCCACUGCCACUUAUUUCGCUUACUUUUACAUAUUUCCUGCGUUUAUUCGGUUUUCUAUUUAAAAGUAAUUAGCUUCUUCUUCUACCAAGUACCUACGUAUGUUACAUAGGUACUUAACUUUCACGCGUAGAGUGACAAUCGUGUAGUCUGUUCAUAAUCAUAUUUCACCUUUCUCACCUCUCUCUCUAACCAUCUCGAAGAAAUUGCUUAUAUUAAGUAUGAGUUUCUAAUAAUUCAAGUUCUAAUGUUGUUAGUGACCAUGUCAGAUUAAAAAGUUUAUUAACACAUUGAACGCCGUGGUGGUCACCGGUGACCGACGUUAGCGAAGGAUUUGCCUUCAACAGUUUUCUAUUGGCAGUCUAUGACUUAAGUACCCGAGAACCAGUAAGUGAAGAGUUGAAGGUUGAGUCCAGUGGCGUGUGUCAAGCAGUGGAUAUGAAUUAUAAAGAGUCUUACAUAAAUGAAAUAGCCUUAAUAUAAUAUGAUGAAGAAACAGGCCAAUAAUAUUAGACAAAAUGCAUUUUAAUUAUUCAGUGACUAGUAUUUGUUUUAUGGUACAAAUUUAUAUAUGCGUUGUAGUAGGUAUACGCUUUAUCCUACUUUCGAUUUUUUUUGUUAAUCAAAUGACGCUAAUAUAUUUUGCUCACUAAAUGGCUCUAGCGUGGAUCUCUCGUCCAAUAGGGAAUUAGCUAGUGCCACACCAUUGGACGUUCAUCAUUUGACAGCUGCUGUGAUUGGACAAACAGACGUCUUGCUAGAUUUACGCCGUAUAGUGAGCUAGAAAAACGGUACCUCUUUAACCUUACGGUUAAACCAUUGGACAGUCAGAUUUUGACAGUUACAAAGAAUAGCGCCAUCUAUACCCUUAAUACGAGUUUACUUUUCGUUUAAAGUAAUUCGAAACGAGAGCGCGUUCGGCGCUCUGAUUGGUUGGUUUAUUCGAGCCGGCCAAUCAAGGCGCCGAAUGCGCUGUCGUUUCGAUUACUUCAACCCCUAAGAGGCCGGUAACGCACUUGUAACGCCUCUGGUGUUUCGGGUGUCCAUGGGCUGCGGCGAUUGCUUACCAUCAAGUGAUCGGUCUGCUCUUUUACCGUUUUUUACCAUAAAAAGAGAAACUACAACAUGCCCUUAAAACGUAAUUAAAAUUCUUACAAAAAUUCGUAAGGAUUUAAACGUAAAGCAAACUCAUACUAAGGAUACUGUUUCCGGAGCUGCGGAUUACCUAGCGGGUUUACCGGGGCUCCGGUUUGAAAAGCAGGAGUAGGAACGGGGUGGUUUUUAGGCAGUAAGAGUCUGACACUCCCUCUCGCCUCGCCCAAGGCGAGAGAAGUCAUUGGAUGAUUUUCCCCCUCAAAAAAAAGGAUACUUUUUAGUAAAAUAUCGGUGGCCCUUAAUCAGUUUGAGGUUAGAUAUUCAUCCUCCAUUGUUAAAUACAGUAAUAAUUUAUUAUUUAUUUGUGAAUAGCUGUAGUGUUAGGUAUUUUAGUUAGUUAAUCAAUAAGUCAAUUAUCGGCCGCGACUUUUUUUUUAAUUUAGGGAGCUAAGCUUAUGUACUGGUAGGUAAUCUGUUAACACUUAUUUUUGAAAAGUAAAUCGAAUUUGGUCUCUAAUGGAAGCUUGGACUUCGAAUUUGACACGUGGCGCUAGUGAGUCGAAAGUCAAAACAUAAUAUAUUUACUUAUUUAUUUACCUAAUGAAAAAAAAAUACCAAUGUGUGUGUUUUUAUCCGAUAUUUAAAC